UCUAGUGGCUGCAGCAGCGGGUGUUUUACGUAGAGAAGAUUCUGCUGGGAAGAAAUUAGACGGCAUGGCUGGACGCGGGAAAAGAAAACUCAAGAAUUUGACGCAGACAGAAACGUCAAACUGGGACGUGAAAAAAGUGAAAGAAGAUCAGAGGGAUGAGAAGGCAGCAGUUGCAGUAGAGAUGAGAGAGGAGGUGGAGAGAUUGUAUAAAUUACGCAUGCCUGAGGACUUCUACCAGUUUUGGGAAUUUUGCAAGGGGCUUAAAGCAGACUGUCCACAAGAUGCCCUAAAUGAAACACUUGGGCUUCAGCUGGUUGGCCCAUUCGAUAUCCUAUCCAAAAAGCACAAACACUCCGCUUCCUCUCAGCCUAACUUCUAUCUUCAUUGGCGUCAUUUCUAUGAUCCCCCAGAGUUCCAGACCAUCAUACAGGGAAACCGAGAGACGCAGCACCACAUGGGCUUCUUCAGAGAUACACCCGAUGCUUUACCUGUGUUUAUUGGUGAAAAUGAAGCCAAGAAGGGCUGUACCAUUACACAGAUGGGGGACAACAUCUUUGCUGCUGUUUUGCUCUUUUUGAAGAAGAAAAGGAAGGCGAGGGGACAACAGAAGGAUGAUGCUGCUUUGGACAUUUUAGAAGAAGAUUUGAAGCAAGAAGCAGAGAGGUUGGGCUUGCCCCUUGAGCAGAAGACUAAAGCAAUGAAACAAAGGGAAAGAAAGGUUGUCACAAAGACAUUUCAUGGAGCAGGAAUUGUGGUUCCAGUGGAUAAAAAUGAUGUUGGAUACAGAGAAUUACCAGAAACUGAUGCUGGUCUGAAGAAGAUUUGCAAAGCGAUUGUAGAGGCUACAGAUGAUGCUGAGAGGAUUAAAAAAUUCGCUCCUAUUCAGGAAAUGAUCACCUUUGUUCAGUUUGCCAAUGAUGAAUGUGACUACGGCAUGGGCUAUGAGCUUGGGAUAGACCUGUUCUGUUACGGCUCACAUUAUUUCUAUAAAGUGGUACGUCAGCUGCUGCCAAUGGCAUACAAUUUGUUGAAGAGAGGUCUGUUUGGAGAGAUACUGGAGGCGCAUCUUGCCAACCGUUCCCAGAACAACCUUGACCAGCUCGCUGCUGUUUGAAGUAUUGUGAGAGGAUGAUAAGCUGUAUUCAGAAUGACUUCCUAUAAAACAUGUUGGGGUGGUGUGAGAUGAUACACUGCACUGAAUUGUGCUAUUAGGCAGUGCUUUUCAAUUCAAAAUGCUGCUAAGCCCAAGACUUUUUAGAUUGUUAGUUUCAAAAAACUAAAUUUGUUUUAUAAAAGUAUGUAAAAGCAAAAUAAUUUGAGCAUUAAUUGAAACUUUUUACUCAGUCAUAAAUGUAAUUGGUUUAACUUAAUUAAGAAAAAGCACAUGGCAUUAAAUUACACUCAGUACUCACUUAUGCUCUUUCGGCUGAUAUGUUAGCCCUACAUUGGAUUUCAUUCAGUGCAGUUUUCAACUAUCAUCAUUUUGUUAGUAAUGCUUUGCCUUUCCAAACCUGGUUUCCUUUCACUGUCAAUCCACUUUGCCAAAUGAGUUACAACUGCUGAGAGUUCAGUAUGUUACAUUACUUAUUUACAAUUCAGCUUUCUGCAUUUCCAUUAACAUAUUUUGCAUAACCCAGUUUCUUGAAAGCAAAAUGCUCUUUAAUUUACCCGUUUAUCAGUACUGUGAAUAGAUCUCUGCAGUGCUGAUCAAACAGCUUGGCUGUGGUUUUGUUUAAUGCAGCAUAAAAAGCAAGUUUAUGCUGAGAUACGAAAACAGAACAUUACAUGUUUUUAUUUUCAUCCUGCUCCUUGGCCCUACUGUACAUCAUCAAGUUACUUUAAUUUGAUGCUUAUGAUUGUUAAAAAGUUACUCUGAGUGAAUUGUACUGAGACCCUUUCAUUUAGUUUUUCAUUGUCAAGGUAUAACUGUGUGUUUGCCAAGAUUAUGCUAAUUCCAUUAUUGUCAUCCAGUACUUACGAUGUUCUUUUUUUCCAAAGUAGAUGUUUA
Xyrauchen texanus (razorback sucker) is the source of this 2008-nucleotide messenger RNA. Its product is annotated as histone PARylation factor 1. Gene Ontology annotation, biological process: DNA damage response; regulation of protein ADP-ribosylation. Gene Ontology annotation, cellular component: nucleus. The coding region runs from base 65 to 1114 and encodes 349 amino acids. Gene Ontology annotation, molecular function: poly-ADP-D-ribose binding; histone binding. Lineage: Eukaryota; Metazoa; Chordata; Actinopteri; Cypriniformes; Catostomidae. The transcript is spliced from 8 exons. The record is from RefSeq and is a predicted model, not a curated record.